Marchantia polymorpha subsp. ruderalis is the source of this 1626-nucleotide messenger RNA. The record is from the annotation of a GenBank genome assembly. Lineage: Eukaryota; Viridiplantae; Streptophyta; Marchantiopsida; Marchantiales; Marchantiaceae.
GCCUGCAGAAUCACCGUUUAUUCCAAUUGGGCUCUUGAUUGAAAGCUUCCGUGAGCGGUCGUGUUUGGUCCUCUGCUAGUUCCGCAGGUGCUGAAUCGACCGCGGGGCGGAAAUGUUUGAAUGUCUACAGCCAUGGCUUUCCAGUUCGCUACCCGACUCAGCAUUCGCAUAUCUUCUCCCGUGGGCUGCCUGGGUUCCAAUAGCGCACCAUCAUUGCCACCACCGGAACCACCACCACCACCGGAGGCACAUUGCUCUGCGAGCAUCCGACUCUGAGCUUGAUUCGCUUUUGAGGAGCUUUUGCCAUUGAAUCUGCUCCGCACCUCGUGCGUGUGCGCUUGCGCUUGCCGGAAGGUGGAGCUAAUCCUGCACUCGUGAGUGAGCGUUUUUCGAAUUCCGAGCGAUGGCUUCCUCUGCCGCGCUGGUCCUGCCGAGCGCAACUUGUGCACCGUCCGGAUUGCGCCAUCCGCCUGUGGUCAAUGCCUGCGCAGGUGCGCCCUCGGUACCGACAAGCAUAGCCUUCGUCUCUGGAGCUUUUGCCGGACAGCGCGUGUCCCAACGAGUGUGGAAUUCUAGAGUGACCGAGAGGGUCGCGAGCGUCAGCGUGCGAGCAAGCGCUGCCGAGUCCACGAAAGAAUUGGAGCGUUUUUCCGCUAAGGGAGACCUUUUGCUUUCGAUCAAGGAUGCUGGCGGAUUGAAAGGGUUGGGCGACCGCAAAACAGAUUCGUCUGCGAAAAUAGACGUGAACGAGAAGAUUCUUGUCUUGGAACGGAUGAACCCGACACCCCGACCAACAACUUCUCCAUUUCUCGAGGGGCUGUGGGAGUUUCAGUAUGCAGGAGCUCGGAGUCCUGGUCUUGUAGCGGCGAAGAUUCUCCUCAAGAGGUUUCCAUCUGCACUCGCUUCUCUUACAUCCCUCACUCUCACGAUUCUUGACGGGGAGAACGCCAAGGCCACCGGUACUUUGAAAUUCUUCAAUUCAGUGGAGAGUAGUUUCACCUUGACAACGAAGCUUGCUGUCGAGGGCCCAGUGAAACUGAAGGAACAAUAUGUUGAAGGUCUUUUUGCUCCACCAACUGUAACUGAAGGAAACAUUCCGUCACAGUUCAAAGGAAUUGCUGACCAAAUUGCUUCAGCUGUCGAAAGGUUACCAAGUUCAGUGAAAGAAGUUAUAAAUGGUGGAGUUAAGCUGCCCUUGACGAACACAUUUUCACGCGAGCUGCUCAUCUCAUAUCUAGAUGAAGAAGUAAUGGUCGUGCGGGACAAAUCAGGUAUACCAGACGUUCUUGUACGCAUCGAGGCACCAGCCACAGACAUGGCACCUGUAGUUGUUGUACCCGAGUACGUCAGCUGAUAAAACAGACUUAUUCAUACCCUCAAGCAGGGUGUAAUAGCUUUCUGUACAUUAUGAGAGAUCAUCUUUCACCUAGUAGCUUAGUUAUACGAUUGAAACUUUGUGAUUGUGAUAGCACUAGCGGCUCACCGCUGUGGAGCAAAUACUUGUGCUUCUGAUAUAUUGGUAAUACUCACAAAAAAAAAAUGGCCUAAGAUUGUUCUUCGUCUAUCCGACUUCCAGAGUCGGUGUUCCAUAUACUAGAAAACGUUAUGGACCGACAAGCUUCCCCG